UAGGCUUUAUCCCACCACGGUCUGCUUGCAAUUGUGAAUGCUGAAUAUAAUUAUUUUGGUCUCUUCCACGGGCACGUAUUCAACAGUGAUCACAGUAUGAGAUAACUGCUGCUUCGGUUGUACGGCGACCUGGACAUUGUCAAUUUGUCACCCACCUACACCUACACCUACAUGCAUACGCUUAAUGCUUAAUCCGAUGGAAACGUGGUGUUCUACACGCGCCUUUUGGUCAACAAAAAUAGACUUCAAAACAAACAGUCUUAUCAACUACGACAAUCCUCAACCGUCGGAUCAUUCUCAAUCAACCUCGUCUAAAAAACCAAAGGUCCACGCAAAUAAAAUAUUAUUUUAUUAAUAUUAAUUAUUGUUGUUAAUGAUUGUUGCUUGCCCUGAAGCUCAAGCUGAAGCUGCUCUUAGAAUUGGACUCAGUACUUUUCUUCUGCUAAAAAACGCCCUCUCUCUCUCUCUCUCUCUCUCUCUCUGCCUCUAUCUCUAUCGAGUUUACGUUUCUGGAUGAACUCCAUCAUUAUCUUCUCUCCAUGAACUCGUAAGCAGCUUCUUUCGUAUUACACAAAUACAUAAUCAACAGAAAGAGGAAUACAUACAAAUAUAUACUUACAUAUAUUUAUAUACACAUACAUGGCGUUUCAUCACAACCACCUUUCUCAAGAUCUUCCGCUUCAUCACUUCACCGACCAGCAACAACCACAACAGCAGCAAAGCAUCUCUGAAACAACAGCUCCGAGUUGGCUCAACUCGGCACUUCUUCGUACACAACAACAACCACAACCUCCUCCGCCACAGCCACACUUUACAGAUACAAACUUUCUCAACCUCCGUACUACCGCCAACAACAAUACGGCGUCGGAUUCUGACGCUUCUCAAACUCCAAAUCAAUGGCUGUCGCGCACAUCAUCCUCGCUCGUACACCGGAACCACAGUGACGUAAUCGACGAUGUCAAUCCAACCAACGGCUCGCUCAUCGCGGCCGUUGAACCCGCCGAUUUGAAAAACAGCAACAGCGAAAACAUGAAUAAUAAUAAUAACAAUAAAAGCGAAGGAGUGGUUGUUGAGAGUGGAGACGGAGUGAUGAACUGGCAAAAUGCGAGGUACAAGGCGGAGAUAUUGACGCAUCCGUUGUAUGACCAGUUAUUGUCAGCACACGUGGCGUGUUUGAGGAUCGCCACGCCGGUGGAUCAGCUGCCGAGGAUUGACGCUCAGUUGGCUCAGUCGCAGCAUGUCGUGGCUAAGUACUCGGCUUAUGGCGGGGGUCACGCCAUGGUUCCUGAUGACAAAGAACUCGAUCAGUUCAUGACACAUUACGUUCUGCUGCUUUGUUCAUUUAAAGAACAACUGCAACAACAUGUCCGGGUACAUGCAAUGGAAGCGGUAAUGGCUUGCUGGGAGAUUGAGCAAUCCCUACAAAGCUUAACAGGAGUUUCACCAGGUGAAGGUACAGGUGCAACAAUGUCUGACAUUGACGAUGAGCAAAUUGAUAGUGAUACCAACUUGUUUGAUGGAAGUUUGGACGGUGCAGAUACUAUGGGAUUCGGUCCUCUCAUACCAACAGAGAGUGAAAGGUCUUUGAUGGAACGUGUGAGGCAGGAAUUGAAACACGAAUUGAAACAGGGCUACAAGGAGAAAAUUGUGGACGUAAGGGAGGAAAUUUUGCGCAAGAGAAGAGCUGGAAAACUUCCUGGUGACACCACCUCCGUUCUAAAGGCUUGGUGGCAAUCACAUUGCAAAUGGCCAUACCCUACAGAGGAAGAUAAGACUAGGCUGGUGCAGGAGACAGGUCUCCAAUUAAAACAGAUAAAUAAUUGGUUCAUCAAUCAGAGGAAGAGGAACUGGCACAGUAAUCCUUCAACUUCAACAGUCUUGAAGAACAAACGCAAAAGUAGUAAUGCAGGUGAAAACAAUGGUGAUCGAUUCAUGUAAAUUGAAGACUAUCUGAGUGCCGACCUGGAUAAUCUCUUUCAUGCUCCAAUUCCAGUGAUAAAUUCAAUAUACACCUACUACAUAGAAACUGCGACAGAUAGGGCUUCAGAGUCAGCUUUGGGGUUACACGACGAGCCAUAUUUUGCUACAUACAUGCUAUCUGAAAUAAUGAAAAUGGCUAAUGAGUAAAUAUGGUCAUGACGAACCCGAUUCAUGCCAUAUUCUGCAUGUAUACAUAAAAGUCAUGCAUAUGGUGCUAUGUAUGUGAUGCAAUAUCUGCAGAAAUUAAGUUCAGUAUUUAGGAAUUAUAGAACUGUUAACCGAAUUUAUCCAUUUCACACAUACUGUUGGAUUUAUUAUUAUUUUUGCUUUGCCUCGUCAUAUUUGUGAAUAAUAGUAGUGAGGGGUUGUGGCUGUACAGUACAGUGUAAUAAUCUUGGUCUAAUUUCUUAAGAGUUAUUAUACCAGUGGCUAUGUACUUUCUUGGCACUGUAAUUUAGUUUAAAUUUUGCGGCAA
This is a messenger RNA of Mangifera indica (mango), 2455 nucleotides long. Its product is annotated as homeobox protein knotted-1-like 3. The record is from RefSeq and is a predicted model, not a curated record. NCBI's taxonomy places the organism in Eukaryota, Viridiplantae, Streptophyta, Magnoliopsida, Sapindales, Anacardiaceae. Bases 640 to 1938 code for a protein of 432 amino acids. Gene Ontology annotation, biological process: regulation of DNA-templated transcription. Gene Ontology annotation, molecular function: DNA binding. Gene Ontology annotation, cellular component: nucleus. The transcript is spliced from 6 exons.